UGAACCAAAUCCUGUGAUUUAAAAAUUUACCAUUUUUAAGUGAUUUUGUCUUCUCCGUUAGAAGAAUAAAAGGAGAGAGCCACACCAUUUUUGAUCUUUCCAGAAUAAUGGCGGCCACGAGAGUGAUUACUGCAGCGGCGGCCGCAACCCAAACCACCUCGUGCUUCCUCGCCAAACGAACUUUCCUUCUGCCGGCGAAGAAAUCCUGCGGCGGAUUUGGCGGUCUCUGCUUCAACAAAAGAGCUUUGGUGCUGAAAUCGAAGAGACCCUUCUCGUGCAGCGCGAUUUACAAUCCUCAGGUUAAGGUCAAAGAAGAAGGUCAACCCGAAUCCCUAGAUUAUCGGGUUUUCUUCCUCGAUGGUUCCGGAAAGAAGGUUUCUCCAUGGCAUGAUAUACCGUUGACCUUAGGAGAUGGAGUUUUCAACUUUAUAGUUGAAAUACCCAAAGAGUCAAAAGCAAAAAUGGAGGUUGCUACUGAUGAAGAUUUCACUCCUAUCAAGCAAGACACUAAGAAGGGAAAGCUCAGAUAUUACCCGUACAACAUAAACUGGAACUAUGGGUUGCUUCCACAGACAUGGGAGGAUCCGUCUCAGGCAAACUCUGAAGUUGAAGGAGCUUUUGGAGACAAUGAUCCAGUUGAUGUCGUUGAGAUUGGUGAAACCCAGAGGAAGAUAGGUGAGGUUUUAAAAAUCAAGCCUUUAGCUGCUUUAGCUAUGAUUGAUGAAGGAGAGCUAGACUGGAAGAUUGUUGCCAUUUCUUUGGAUGACCCAAAAGCUCAUCUUGUGAAUGAUGUUGAUGAUGUCGAGAAACAUUUCCCGGGCACACUAACAGCGAUUAGAGACUGGUUUAGAGACUACAAGAUCCCAGAUGGAAAGCCUGCUAACAGAUUUGGGCUUGGAGACAAACCAGCAAACAAAGAUUAUGCUUUGAAGAUAAUCCAUGAAACAAAUGAAUCAUGGGCUAAACUUGUCAAGAGAUCAGUUGAUGCUGGAGACCUUUCACUAUUCUGAACAGUUAUAUCUUGCAAUGUCCAAUUAUGAACAGACGCAAGAGUCCUACAUCAUUCUUGUUUUUCUUUCCAUUGAGAUUUUUGUUUUCUCCUUUAAUGACUGAGAAAUAAAAAAGAAGAUUAUAUUGAAUUUCUGCUUUGGAAAUUUAUAUAUGGAGCAUGAAACAGGCUUUGUGGCGUCA
This is a messenger RNA of Eutrema salsugineum, 1191 nucleotides long. Its product is annotated as soluble inorganic pyrophosphatase 6, chloroplastic. NCBI's taxonomy places the organism in Eukaryota, Viridiplantae, Streptophyta, Magnoliopsida, Brassicales, Brassicaceae. Gene Ontology annotation, molecular function: inorganic diphosphate phosphatase activity; magnesium ion binding. Gene Ontology annotation, cellular component: cytoplasm. The record is from RefSeq and is a predicted model, not a curated record. Gene Ontology annotation, biological process: phosphate-containing compound metabolic process. The coding region runs from base 108 to 1010 and encodes 300 amino acids. The transcript is spliced from 6 exons.